AUGGGCUGGGCCCCGUCUAGGCAGGCUUCUCUGGAAUGUUCUUACCUGGGAAAUCAAGGAGUAGUAGUACAAAUAUAUUUUAAGCAAUUCCAGCAGAAGAGCCAACAGGAAAAACUGACGAGUACACAUUACCCUUACUACUCUGUCAUCUUCCGCUGUUUCCGUGAAGAAAUGAUGUGGGAAGCGGAGGCCUGGUACGAAGAAGCGGAGGAGGAAGAAGAAGAAGAAGCAGAACAAGAUGAUACCUACGUUGAUUUCGAUUUCUUUUCCCUCUUAUCCAAAACGAAGGAUUACUAUAAAAUAUUGGAAGUGGACUAUAACGCGACAGAGGACACCAUAAGGUCCAACUAUAUUCGUCUUGCAUUGCAAUGGCAUCCAGAUAAGCGGAAAGAUGAGAACAGUGCAACAUCAAGAUUUCAAGAGAUAAAUGAAGCUUACGAGGUUCUAAGUGAUCCCAUCAAAAGGGCAGAGUACGACAGAAAAGGAAUGCGGUUUGCUGAUGACUACAAUCUCAUUGAUUACCUUAACCGAUACAAGGGCCUAAUCUUAACAUGCAAUGGCCUUGGGAUCCGGCAUUCAAUCUGGUGAAGUAAAGAAAGCAUGAAUAGAGAUCCACUGUGAAGAAAUCUUGAAAUGUUGAGGCAAGAAAGAUGUAUUUUGAUAGAGGCUGAAACAGGUUAUAGGGUAAUUGUAGGGACUUAAAACUGUAUGGCAGUUAAACUGACUUUCGGAUGUAUAUAGAGGCCAUAGACUAAUCUUUUUUUUUUUUUUUGGUGCA
This is a messenger RNA of Macadamia integrifolia, 778 nucleotides long. RefSeq names its product dnaJ homolog subfamily C member 7-like. Gene Ontology annotation, cellular component: nucleus; cytoplasm. The record is from RefSeq and is a predicted model, not a curated record. Lineage: Eukaryota; Viridiplantae; Streptophyta; Magnoliopsida; Proteales; Proteaceae. The transcript is spliced from 5 exons. Bases 1 to 588 code for a protein of 195 amino acids.